GUUGGGCGAUAGAAAGAUCAUUCGUGCAAUGACUUGGUUCAUCAAUGAAGGAUAGGUUUGUGACCUUGGCAAUCGAUGACAUAUUCUGUCUACCUACCAUCCAAGUUUGAUCAAAUAAUUACAAUCAAGACGGAAUUAUUAUUGCUGGUAACUCCUUGGUGUGACCCAAACAUCGCAUUUCAGUAGGAACCUAACUUGGAUGUUAUGCCAUUGUCUAACGUUAACAAACGCUGAACAACAUCCACGAGUUGUACUUGCAACGAAGUAAGGUGUCCGUUCUUCUGACAGUCACUGAUCAGUCACGACAGACUGAGGAAAAUCAUCUAGUGAACAUUUUUAGGGUUUGAACAUAACUUCCUGACUAAUCACAAGAGAGUGGCAUCAUCUUCUUACCAAGCACACCCGAGAUACGUCAUCUCCUAACCAAUCACAUCAGAGGGACAUCAUCUACUAACCAUUCACAGAAGCCGAACAUCAUCUUCUGACCAAUCAGAACACAGGACAAUCGUCGACUGACCAAUCAGAACAAAGGAGCCUACCGCUGAUGCUAUGGAUGAGCCAAAUGGACUGAAGAAGAAUGGAGUUAUUGAACUUGCUAGUCAUUCGGGGGACAAGCAUCAUGCCGAGAGUGCAGAUGAGGCGGCCGCUGACAUGAUAAAACCGAAGGAUAAACAUGGUAACGGGGAUGUUGAGUCGGGUGUCGCGGAGUUUGGAGAUGACGACCCCACCCCGGGAUCCCACCAGGAGGAAGCCGAUGCGAUCCUCACCAAACUAAAGGGGGAGCUCAGCUACGGGAUAGACGAUGUGCCAGCCUGGUAUACCGCUUUUUUGCUUGGUUUUCAGCACUACCUAACGAUGGUUGGUGCGACGGUCGCUGUCCCACUCUUUCUCAAAGGAGGGCUGUGUAUCAGUGACGAUUACGUCACCCAAGCCGAACUCAUCGCCACCAUGUUCUUCGUUUCUGGGAUAGCUACUCUACUCCAGACAACUUUUGGUUGUCGACUACCAAUUGUCCAGGGCGGAACUUUCUCUUUCUUAGCACCCACAUUUGCCAUCUUGAGUGUGAAAGGGGCUUGUCCACCGUCUCCCUCUGUAAAUGCUUCAAUGGAAGAGCUGGCAAACCAGACCGAGGCUUUUCAGGACAGAAUAAGAGAGAUACAGGGUGACAUCAUGGUCGCAUCACUAUUUCAGGUGUUGAUCGGUUUUACUGGAACCAUUGGUAUCAUGCUUCGCUUCAUCGGCCCUCUCUCCAUCACCCCCACCAUAUGCCUCAUCGGGCUGGGACUCUUCAAGGAAGCAGCGGACUUUGCAGCGGGGCACUGGGGUAUUGCGUUCAUGACUAUCGGAUUACUGACUAUUUUCUCGCAGUACAUCUCAAGGUUCGGAGUUCCAUUCUAUUGCUAUAACAAGGGACAAGGGUGCCACUCAAACAAAUUCUUCAUCUUCAAAUUAUUUCCGGUGAUUUUAGCAAUUCUCAUCUCUUGGAUCUUCUGCGCCAUCCUGACCUCGACGAAUGUCUUUCCAACCGAGAUCGAUGACUACGGGUUCCAGGCCAGGACCGACACCCGAUUUCAAGUGCUGCAAGAGGCGUCGUGGUUUCGAUUCCCUUAUCCUGGUCAAUGGGGUCUUCCCACCGUCACGGUCGCCGGAGUCUUCGGCAUGCUCGCCGGUGUCAUAGCCUCCAUGAUCGAAUCCGUGGGCGACUACUACGCAUGCGCACGUAUGGCCGGAGCCCCGCCCCCUCCCAACCACGCGGUGAAUCGUGGGAUAGGUAUGGAAGGUAUUUCAUGCCUGAUCGCAGGGAUGUUCGGAUCGGGAAACGGAACUACAUCGUACAGCGAAAAUAUUGGCGCCAUCGGUAUUACAAAGGUUGGCAGUCGGCGUGUGAUUCAAUAUGGAGCUCUGAUCAUGAUUUUUCUCGGAACGUUUACCAAGUUUAGCGCCAUCUUUGUCAUGAUUCCUGACCCGAUUGUUGGAGGAAUGUUUUGCGUCAUGUUUGGAAUGGUGGCAGCGGUGGGAUUAUCCAACCUACAGUUCGUUGACCUCAACUCCUCACGAAACCUCUUCAUCCUGGGCUUCUCUCUCUUUAUGGGCUUGUGUAUCCCGAAUUGGGUGAAGUCUGGAACUAAUGAUCAAUACAUUAACACUGGUGUGAAUGAAUUGGACCUGAUAAUAGUUGUCCUACUCAAGACCGGUAUGUUCGUAGGAGGAUUCUUUGGAUUCGUGCUGGAUAACACGAUACCAGGCACUAAGAAGGAGAGGGGCAUCGGAGAGUGGCAGCGGUUCUCGGGAAGCGACGGGGAGAACGAAGUCGUGAACGACCUCGUGUUUCGCUGCUACGACUUCCCUUUUGGAAUGGCAUGGAUACGGAGCAAGGACUUCUUUUCUUAUUUGCCCUUCUCGCCUACCUUUAAGGGCUGGAGGUGUCGGGGGUGUUGUCAAGGCGGCAGGCGGUCAGCGUUGUAUCGUCUUGUUCCAGCGCGAUUCAGGUCAGCAGAUGAAGUUUAGAUUUGACCUUGCUGACGUCACAAUGUCAUCAUUACCAUCGUCUUCCUAAUCAUCGACCAUAAUGCUGUCUUCAAUCAGUGUGCCUUGCUGACGUCAUCAUGUCAUCAUUCCAAACGUCUUCGUCAUCAUCGACGAUACUGUCUUCAAUCAGUGUGACUUGCUGACCUCAUGUCAUCAUUGCCAGAGUUUUUUAUUUGUAUUUUAUGUGGUUUUAAUGAGUGAAUGAAUUGAAUCGAAAUUGCAAAUGAAAGCGUCUUCGUCAUCAUCGACCA
Strongylocentrotus purpuratus (purple sea urchin) is the source of this 2780-nucleotide messenger RNA. Its product is annotated as solute carrier family 23 member 1. Gene Ontology annotation, biological process: transmembrane transport. Gene Ontology annotation, molecular function: transmembrane transporter activity. The transcript has 15 exons. Bases 550 to 2508 code for a protein of 652 amino acids. Gene Ontology annotation, cellular component: membrane. Lineage: Eukaryota; Metazoa; Echinodermata; Echinoidea; Camarodonta; Strongylocentrotidae. The record is from RefSeq and is a predicted model, not a curated record.